Messenger RNA from Fusarium sp. VM40, 1797 nucleotides. The record is from the annotation of a GenBank genome assembly. Lineage: Eukaryota; Fungi; Ascomycota; Sordariomycetes; Hypocreales; Nectriaceae.
AUGAAGCUUGAUUGUCAAGUGCCCCAAGUUACACAACGGAAGAAGCGUGGCAAGUCAACGAGAGUCGCCCAGUUGGAGAAAAAGAUAGAUGGCAUCGUCUCUCUCCUUGCAGCAAACCAACGCAAUGGUCUCGCCCCUCUAACACCCGAAAGUCCUCAAGAAACUCAACCCCAAAUCCAUCAACAUCAACACCAACACCAACACCAACAACCACAUCCCCACGCCCACCGUCACGGCGAAGGAGUCUCAAUUAACUCCGCUGUUACCAUCCCGAUAGAUGUAGUUACCCACUCAGACAUCCCCGUCCACUUCAGCGGCACCCUUGAGCUCUUCCCCGGCUUCAGCAUCACACACCAACAAGCCGCAGAAUAUCUCAACAGCUACCGAAGAGACUAUGUACCCCACUUCCCCUUCGUUUCUGUGCCGGAGCACAUGACUUCCCACGAGCUCUUUGUAGAGUCGAGCUUGCUCUUCUGGACCGUUAUGGCGGUUGUUUCGCCGCUGGAGGAUAAGGUCCAGAUGGAGUUUAAGCUGUGGUUUCGCAAAUACUUGGCGGAGCAUCUUGUUGUUCGGCAGGAGAAGUCGGUAGAUAUCCUACAGGCGAUACUGAUAUAUCUGGCUUGGAAUGACUUUCACUUUUACGGAGAACUACAAGUUACCAAUAUUGUGCAAAUGGCCAUUGGUCUAGUCAUCGAUCUGAGGCUAGACAAGCACUCUGGGUGUUUCCUUGGUGGUCCAAAAACAUUACUCGGAGAUGCCUGGACGUCUAUGAGUAAGCCCUGUAUCAAGACAAAGGCCCAUCAGACCCCAGCCGAUAAACGUGCCGUGCUGGGCGUUUACCACAUCACAAACCUACUCAAUCCGUACUUCAGAAAAAGCACCCUCUUCAACUGGAGUGCUCAUCUCUCCCAAUGCUGCGACGCUCUCGCUGAAACUCACGAGUACGAAUCGGAUUUAUAUCUAGUUGCGCUGGUCCGCAUGCAACACAUAGCCGAUCGUGGUUUCAGCGUCAUACCGACCUUUGAUCCAUCAGAUCCCACACCUCCCACAUUCCAAGCCGCGACAGCCAUGGCCCUCGACACUGUUCAUCGCGAGCUGGAGAGUUUCUGCAAGUCUCAACCGGACGCUGUCAGAAACACUCCUGGCUUCAGAUCCCACUACAACUCCCUCCUCGUUCGUCUCUAUGAGCCCAUCCUCGCCAUGAAACCCUCUAGCUUAUCGACACCCGACACGCCCCUCUCCGAACCCCUCCAGCGCGCAGAAUACCUCUGGAAAUGUCUCGAAUUCAUCUGCGACGCUCUAGAGUUCCACGCCGCCCUCCCCGCCGACCAGAUCUCCAUCCUCCCCGUCACAGUAAGCUGUGUCCUCGCUUUCGUGACCGUCACAGCAUCACGCAUCGUCCUCGGCGAGAGUACGCCAGACUGGGACGUAAAGUUGGCACGUCGGCGUCUCCAAUUCCAGAACAUCCUCCAGAAACUCAGCGAUCAAUUCGCCCAAGCCGACGAAGAAGCACACCGCCUUAAACGCCGUCGUCGUGUGAUGGAAGACGGCAGCAGCGUGUUCCUCAAAUCGAGCUUCAAGGUCCGCUGGCUACGGCAGUGGUACUUGUCCAAGAUCCCGCAGGAGGAACAGCUGCAGCAGCAGCAGACUGCCAUGGAGCCGUCGAGUGUGCUGCAGAACAACCCGGAUUGGGCGGCGGACUUUCAGUUUGAUGAUGAGUUUUGGGCGGAUUUAAUGGCGGGGUGUGAUAUUGAGUCGUUUGAGAAGUCGAUUGCGACUGUUGCGGCUGUUCAAUAG